Messenger RNA from Castor canadensis (American beaver), 3404 nucleotides. The record is from RefSeq and is a predicted model, not a curated record. NCBI's taxonomy places the organism in Eukaryota, Metazoa, Chordata, Mammalia, Rodentia, Castoridae.
AGUGUUAGGAUGAAGCUGAGUGUGGUCACACAUUAAAGCGUCUGAAACUGAUGGAUUUGGUGUGUAUGUGUGUGUGUGUGUGUGUGUGUGUAUAAUGCUCCUUGUUACUGGGGUAUACCGGGUGUGUCCACCCUGUUUGUGUGUCUGGGCAGGGCGUGCCUGUCUUUGUGUGUGGGUAUGUGAGUGUGUGAGAGAGAGUCGGGUGUGUCAGCCUGUGAGGGAGGAAGUGGGGUCGGAGGGGAUUAGUCACUCUGCAGGAUUUUGCCUAGCGCAGCCAGAUGGCUGCCUCCGGCUUUCCUCUCUGUGCUGGGUGGAGGGGGCAUCUGCAGAAUCCCACACUUUCUCCAGGUAGGUGGCUCAGAGAGCAAUGCAUGGGUAUCUGUUGCCAGCCCUGCCCAGCCAGGGACCAUGGAGAACCUUAGGUCAUUCCAUGUGGGUUUGGGAAGUUGUGUUUGGAGAGGGGACAUAUACAUGCCGAGUGUACACAAACAGUUACCAUCAGAGUUCCCUUUUUUGAGAUCUGGAGCAGAUAAGCCCUCAGGUGGCCAGUGAACCCUUGCUGUCCUCCAAUCAGGGACAGGAGUGUGGGAUGUCUUUUGCUGUCUUCCCAAACAGCCUUUGGGGUUUAUGUAGGUCUUAGGGCAGCUGGAGCCUGAAGCUGAUACAGGCAUGGGUGUGUAAUGCAUGUAUUUUAGACUUUUGUAUUUUAGACAAGUAGCUGUCACGAUUAAUUGCUGCUCAUAUAUCAACCACACAUAUGUAAAUCCUCACCCAUGAAAAUCUGCACCAGGCCAAAGCCCAAGGAAAUGUAUUUUCCUGGUUCUGGUCUUCCCCUCCCCCUCCUCCAGUGGGUGUAGGUCCCUGGCAAGGACAUUACCUAAGAAACAACUCCUCUCCCACUCUUACCUGGAGUCGCCUUGAGCUCUUGAAGGAACUGGCCAUAGGCUCAAGGACCAGGCCAGGGCCACCAAAGCUUCCCCCAGGUGAAGCUCUUGGAUGUAGCCCUUGGCUUUGUCUUGCAGAAAAUGGGUGACUUGCCCUUAGAUAUCAACAUCCAGGAACCUCGCUGGGACCAAAGCACUUUCCAAGGCAGAGCCCGGCACUUCUUCACUGUUACUGAUCCACGAAAUCUGCUGUUAUCUGGGGCACAGCUGGAAGCUUCCCGGAACAUUGUGCAGAAUUACAGGGCUGGUGUGGCGACCCCAGGGCUCACAGAGGACCAGCUGUGGAGGGCCAAGUAUGUGUGUGACUCUGCCUUCCAUCCGGACACAGGGGAGAAGGUGGUCCUGAUUGGCCGCAUGUCAGCCCAGGUGCCGAUGAACAUGACCAUCACUGGAUGCAUGCUCACCUUCUACAGGAAGACCCCAACUGUGGUGUUCUGGCAGUGGGUGAAUCAAUCUUUCAAUGCCAUUGUUAACUACUCCAACCGAAGUGGCGACACUCCCAUCUCUAUGCGGCAGCUGGGAACAGCAUAUGUGAGUGCCACCACUGGGGCUGUGGCCACGGCUCUGGGACUCAAAUCCCUCACCAAGCAUCUACCUCCCUUGGCUGGUAGAUUUGUGCCCUUUGCAGCUGUGGCUGCUGCCAACUGCAUCAACAUCCCCCUGAUGAGGCAGAGGGAGUUGCAGGUGGGCAUUCCAGUGACUGAUGAGGCAGGUCAGAGGCUUGGCCAUUCGGUGACUGCAGCCAAGCAGGGAAUCGUCCAGGUGGUGAUAUCGAGAGUCUGCAUGGCAAUUCCUGCUAUGGCUAUUCCCCCAGUGAUCAUGAACACUUUGGAGAAGAAAGACUUCCUGAAGCACCGCCCCUGGCUGGGGGCACCCCUGCAGGUGGGACUGGUAGGCUUCUGCCUGGUAUUUGCCACCCCUCUGUGCUGUGCCUUGUUCCCCCAGAAGAGCUCCAUACAUGUGACCAGGCUGGAGCCGGAGCUGAGAACUCAGAUCCAUGAGCAAAACCCCAGCAUCGAGGUGGUUUUCUACAACAAGGGGCUUUGAGAAGGGUCAGCCUCUGUCCCCUUCCUUACCUCUUUGGGCUGCUGCUCUGUGCCACCUUGCCACCUCUGCCACUUAUCCAUCUGCUGGUACUGGACAGGGGGCUUGGUGGGGGAGCAGUUAUUGAGACCAACAAUCUAGUAGGCUGGGGGAGGCACCCCCUUAGCCUUUUUCCUCUCUUCUCUGGUUUCAAAGAGAAGACUUUGAACACGUUCUGUGCUCGUGUGUCUAGUACAUACAUGCGAUACAUGUAUGUGUUUACCAUUUGGUCCCAGAAGUUAAGAGCAGACAUGCUGUCUUGGGAUGUUCUGAUAGCUGGCUUCCUUCCUCGGCCUUCUGCUCACCUACCAGCAAGCCAAGUUACAGGUGGGAUUUCCUUCCUUAUAUUCUUCUCUGCCAAGGCAUUUCUGACAGCACCUCACCCCUUCUGAACACAGGAGUCCUGAGAUCUCAGGACAGAGACUGAGGGACAUAAGCAGGCCAAACUGGCCUGGAUCCUUCAGGUUUCUGAGACCCAGCUCCCUAAGCUGGCUCAGGACCUGGGCUGGCAGGAGAAGCCAUGUUGGGAUCUGGAAGACAGGGGAAUUAUGCAUCCCAAGACCAUCUUCCACAUCCUAGAAUGGCUGUUUUCUCUCCUCAACCAGAACAAAGCAGUGUCGGUAUCCUGUACUUGCUGCUUCUCCCAUGUCCUCCACACUACAAUGUGGGCACCUUUAUGUACAACCUUUGGAGUUCUUGGUCUGCUUUGAUAUCAUGAUCUCAAAUAGAAAUCUGACAAUCCAACUCCUCCCCAACCAGCCAUGCAGGCACAGCAGGCGUUCCCCUUCCAGAGCUGCCACCAUCCACACCCACUCACAGAGGAACACGUGGGAAUGCUGCUUAAACUCUACAGGCCUCAUGUGCACAAUACAUAGACAGGGAAUAUUGUGCUCCAUUGACCCUUGUUAGCUAGUCACUGUAACCCUCUCUUUAGCAUCUUCCCUUUCUUUCCUUUUCCUUUUCCUUUUUCUUUUUCUUUUUUGGCAAUACUAGGGAUUGAACCAAGACCUGACAUAUGCUAGGCAAGUGCUCUACCACUGAACUAUGCCUCCAGCCCUUCCUUUUCCUUUCGGCCUAGCCCUACCCUCUGUCUGCCCUCACCCCCAAGAAGAGGACGGUCUCAGGCCUCAAUGACUGGACCAAAUGGAAGAUGGGUUUGGGGUUGGCAUGGGGACUAGUGAAUCCAGAGUAUAGUCAGAGCUCGACUCCAACUCCCAUGACCUCUGGCUGAGAGGUGGGUGGAACAGACAAAAAGGCCCCAGUGGGGUCCUGAGUCCACUUUCUGCUCCCCCUAUUUCACCUUCCCCAGUGAUAAAUAGCAUGGUUAGUCAAUAAACUGCAAACCUGUCUACUUCUUUUUUUUUGGUGGGACUGAAG